Molecule: messenger RNA, 2700 nt
Organism: Diatraea saccharalis (sugarcane borer)
Lineage: Eukaryota; Metazoa; Arthropoda; Insecta; Lepidoptera; Crambidae
Source: the annotation of a GenBank genome assembly
GUGUUAUAAUCGGAGCCUGCUGCGCUGCUGCCGUAUAUUUCGUACUUAAAACGGGAUUAGGAAGUAUUCUUGUUGUUUUAAAAUGUAUAUGGAUUUUGCGUGAAAGAAAAAAUUUAAUCAAAUACUUAAAGCUACUGAAUUUAUUAUAGUGAAAAUCAGGUUGAAAGGCGCUUUGCAAUAUGAAACAGUUUGAUUUAAUUAUCAGUAACACAAACUGGUAUCUGAAGUAUAUUGGGAUACCUUUAACAGUUGGAGUCGCUGUAUAUUCUUUACUUAAGCAAAUAUGCACCAAAAGACGUCGUUCAGCACUGCAGGGAAAGGUUGUUGUUAUAACUGGAGCAAGUUCUGGUAUAGGAGAAGCAUUAGCUCAUGCUUUUUAUGACCAAGGAAGUAAAGUGGUUUUAGCAGCACGUCGUUUAAAUGAACUCGAAAGGGUCAAACAAGAUCUGCAGUCGAAAAAGAUGUCUAUUAAAACACAAGAGCCAGUCAUUUUGGUUUUAGAUCUUGCAGAGCUAGACACAAUAACAAAAUUUGUAGAAAAUGUUCAUGAAGUCUGCGGGAAUAUUGAUAUUUUGAUAAACAAUGGUGGAGUGUCUCAUCGUGGUUCAAUAUUGCACUCGAAAAUGGAGGUGUUUAAACAAAUAAUGUACAUCAAUUAUUUUGGAACUGUUGCAUUGACAAAAGCUGUAUUGCCUAGAAUGGUUGAAAAGAAGAGCGGGCAUAUUGUUAUGGUGAGUUCAAUACAGGGUCUUAUUGCUAUACCAGAUCGCGCCGCAUAUGCUGCCUCUAAACAUGCUAUGCAAGCAUUUAGCGACAGCUUACGUUCUGAAAUGAAGCAACACAACAUCAAUGUGACAGUUGUCAGUCCAGGAUACAUAAAAACUGCAGUUUCAUUGAAUGCUCUCAGCGAAUCUGGUAGUGCUCAUGGAGUAAUGGAUAAGAGUACUGCAGCUGGCUUUACCCCAGAAUACCUCGCCCAGAGAAUGGUGGACUCAAUAGUCAACAAGGAGAACGAAUUAGUAGUUAGUCAAUUCUUCCCGAACCUUGCAGUUUUCUUGCGACAUUUUGCACCAACAAUUUAUUUCUGGAUUAUGGAACGAAGAUCUAUGAAGACUAAUUAAUAACAAAAUAUUUUGAUUUGACUUUCCUGGUAGUGGAAAUAGGUUUUUAUAUGAAUAGUAAUAAGAAUACUUCAAUUGAUAUAUACUUAUUUAAAUAAUAAUAAUGUAUUCCGAUAGUUUUAUAAUAUUGAUAAUCUGGAAUAUUACUUCUUUUUUAAAAAUGUCACCUCGCUACAUCACUACAUCGUGCGUGGCACAAAAGUUGAAAUAUGCGCAGUUGCAUAUUUUCGGGUCUCAAUCUAGGUGCGGGGUUGAGACGCAGUACGUAACCAUAGCAACGCGGUAUAGUUUACGAUUGUACCUGAGCGAAUAAUCGCCGUUGCGGUUCAACUUACGAGCCACGCAUAAGUCAAGCUAUUUUUGUUGUGUCGUUCUGCACUUGGAUGACAGCGCUUGUCCUAUGACUACGCUGGUUCAAGUUGGUAUCAUUAGUGGAAGCGCCCAGCAGAGACAAGUUAUAUUUAAUGAUGAAAGUCCCAUUAGUAUCACGAAUAAAUAUAUUUUAAGUAGAAGAGCGACCAGCAAUUUUUUUUUGUUUUCAAAACAAUCAUAAAAUGUAUAUUUAUUUAUUAAAAAAAAGCUUACAAUCGUUACUUUGCGAUUAUAAUUUUUAAGCAUCAAAAUUUAACUUGUCAUUUAUAAAUUAUACAUACUGAUGGUUAUUAAAUAUUAUUGGAAAUAAAAUACAUAUUUGUAUUAUCAUCUCAUGACUGGGAAAAGCUGAUCUACUGAAAAUAUCUAUAGGAUAAUUCAAAUCAAUUACAGUACGUUUUAUAAAUAUUGGGAAAAAUAAGGUACAUUCUAGCAAUCCUGUGAUAAACUUAUAAUUUUAAUGUUUUAUAAAUGGUAUCGAGUCAACAUGGUGUAUUGAAAAUACUGUUCCAAAUGAAUACAAAAAAAUAUAGGCACUCAGUAAGUCUAUUACUUAAUUUUAGUAAUUUAGGUCGCCCUCUUUAAUUGCUGGGAAAAUAUUUUCGGUAUAUCCCGCCGCUUGACGAGCGACGAGCCUGAUGCAUCCAGUUUUUUAAUAGUAACUUAAUUUAUUGAGAGUAAUUAAGUACUUAGUUGAGAUUUUGUACUCUUCUCAAUUCAGAAACCGGCUGUUAGUUUCCCAGUUUUUAGCAGUUUUAGUAUUAGUUUUCAGUAGUGCAAGAGUUUGUGACAUAAAUGCAAGAGAUCGGCGGUUCCCAGGACGAAGGAUAGGGGUGCGACCACCGAAAUCUUUAGCCAUAGAAUACAUCUAAGCGAUGUUAGUGCGAUAUUUCGCCUCAUUUUAUAUACUACUUCGGUGUAUUUUUUGGAGUUAGUUAACUUCUGUCAAAUCCAUAAUCAUCUUCAGUUUGUUCGUUAUUACCUACAUGUCAAAGUAGUAGAAUGAAAUUAAAGUCUCGCUAAGAUGCACCUAUCCUAUGACCAGAAUUCGGCGGUAGCACCCCAGGUGCUCGAACGAAAGUAAGUAUAAUGGUGACAUGUAUGAAAACUUAAUAAAAAAGUUAUUAUGAACGAAUAUAGAAUUAAAUAUAUUUAGACGCACAAUUCGUGGAACACGACGACUUGAAUCAAUCAUAGAAGUUGUUGC